AUACUUGAAGAAAUUAUUCCUAUCGAUCAGCCACUGUUUACAACUUUUGUGCACGUUUUUGAAAAAAAAAUGACGGUGGAAUUGAAGAAAUUUCUCUAUGGAUUAUUGAGCGAUAUAGAAGGCCUGCAUAGUAUUUUAGUUACAGACAGGGAUGGGGUGCCUGUUCUAUCUGUAGCAGAUGAGAAAGCACCUGAAUUAGCUUUGAAACCUAAUUUUUUAUCUACUUUUGCGAUGGCUACAGAUCAAGGAAGUAAAUUAGGUCUUGGCAAAAAUAAAACUGUUAUAUGCAUGUACAGUAAUUAUCAGGUAAUUCAAAUGAAUAAGUUGCCAUUAGUGGUUAGUUUUAUCGCUAGUCACAAUUGUAAUACCGGCCAUGUAUUAUCAUUGGAAAAUAAGAUUGAUCCUAUUUUAAGUAGUUUAAAAAAUGCAGUAGUGGAAGCCUGAUGGUUACCUAUUGUCCAUUAUGGGUGAUAAAUGCUGAAUGUUAUUCAAUUAUGAAUCUACGAAUUGUUGCAAGUGUUGUAUGAACAGUUAGUGUUGUGUGAGGUAGCUUUAUUAUCUUUUUAAAGAACAACAAAUCUGUUCUCACAUUUCUACUUGCUUGCGCUUUUACACAACAUUGAAGACUUGUUUUAAAAAAUAAUAGUUAAAUAAUAUUUUGAAGUAAAAUUAAAGUAAGAAAAAUUCUGUGUGAGCUCUUCAAAGAUGCAUUCUCGAACUUAAAAAGUUUUGUUCUUUAUUUGCUAAAAAUAUAUAUAUAAUUUUAUAUAAAAUUAUUUUAUAUAAAAUUAUGUUAUUUAUGACUUGCUAUAACUUUUCAGUUCUUAAAAUGGUAUUAACAUAAUUUUUUAUAAAAUUAUGCUAAUCUAAUGAAAAAAUAAUCUAAUAGUGAACAAAAAUAAAUUUGACAAAAGAACAUUUUAAAUAAUCCAUUUUGUACCAGAGCAAAAAUAGUUACUUAAUCAGUCGAG
Linepithema humile (Argentine ant) is the source of this 971-nucleotide messenger RNA. RefSeq names its product Late endosomal/lysosomal adaptor, MAPK and MTOR activator 3 (gene Lamtor3). Gene Ontology annotation, biological process: cellular response to amino acid stimulus; positive regulation of TOR signaling. The record is from RefSeq and is a predicted model, not a curated record. Gene Ontology annotation, cellular component: Ragulator complex. Lineage: Eukaryota; Metazoa; Arthropoda; Insecta; Hymenoptera; Formicidae.